This is a messenger RNA of Scomber scombrus (Atlantic mackerel), 1806 nucleotides long. RefSeq names its product ribosomal protein S27, isoform 2 (gene rps27.2). Bases 68 to 322 code for a protein of 84 amino acids. The record is from RefSeq and is a predicted model, not a curated record. The transcript has 4 exons. Gene Ontology annotation, cellular component: cytosolic small ribosomal subunit; ribosome. NCBI's taxonomy places the organism in Eukaryota, Metazoa, Chordata, Actinopteri, Scombriformes, Scombridae. Gene Ontology annotation, biological process: ribosomal small subunit assembly; translation. Gene Ontology annotation, molecular function: RNA binding; structural constituent of ribosome.
CAUCAGCCAACAGUUUCCGGUGUACAGUCAGUGAGACUUCUUCCGGUCGGAGUCCACACACGCAGACAUGCCACUUGCAAAGGAUCUGUUGCAUCCCAGCUCUGAGGAGGAAAAGAGGAGACACAAGAAAAAACGGCUUGUGCAGAGUCCAAAUUCAUAUUUUAUGGAUGUCAAAUGUCCAGGUUGCUACAAGAUCACCACAGUGUUCAGCCACGCUCAGACUGUAGUGCUGUGUGUCGGCUGCUCCACGGUCCUCUGCCAGCCUACAGGAGGCAAAGCUCGUCUGACAGAAGGAUGCUCAUUCAGGAGGAAACAGCACUAGUUUGACCAGAUUGAUUGUGAGUAACAGCUAAGUGAAAUGAACCACAACUUGACGGUCAUCAAGUGACACUGCCAUGGAGCGGAAGCAGCGAAAAGGGAAUGGAGAGCGGGAAAACAAAAAUCAUGUAAUAUAAGAAGCCUAUUUAAAUAAUAAUAUGCACAGAGAAAUACUUUGCCUUGUCGAGACCCCAAACAUCCAUUUAUUCUUCUCUUAAUAAACGUAGGCUGUUUUUUGUUAAAAUAAUCUUGCAUGUUUGUCAUCAAGUUUGUUCUUUGCAUUUCAUGAAAGUCAUUAGAUGUCAUUUGUGUUGUAAAAGACAACUUAGAACACUUCAGGUGGAACAAUGUUUAAAAUGUGAACAAAUCAGGGCAUUUGAGGACUCAUCCACAUAUAUGGUCUCAAUAUGUUUUGAGGCAAGAGAUUUGCAUUUGUUUGCAGUGCUGUUUGUAUUUAAUUGAUUUUAGCACAGACAUUUGCAGGAAGAUAAGGGUAUGAAGUGAGCCUGCAGAUAUUUUCUAACAUAUGCUCAGCACUAUAUAGAUUUAUGCAAACUUCUUUUCAUAAAUAUAGACCAGUUACAGGAAAGGAGACACACUGUGGCUGAAAUUGCAAAUUACAUCUAAGAAACUGUCUUUUUACUACAGAAUUUUACAACGUUAAAGCCACACUCUGCAUAAUUGAAUAUUGAUUGAUGUGUGUUUAGAGCUUGCAAUAAUUACCGACACUAAAUGGUUAAAUACAUCUGUCAAUUUAACGCCACAGUGAAGUCAACAUUUUAUGUAAGGUAGAUGAUGUCAUCAGUGCCUGCUCCACAGGCGGUUGUGUCGGCACAUGGCCCCGCUCUCAGAUUCUGGGAAAGCCGUCGCUGGUUCUGCUUCCAUUUUCUGAUGCUUGUAAAGCACAAAUACAGUGACGUGACAAUUUUAAAUGUCAUCCUAAAGAACACUGAAGUUGUGAAUUUACAUGUGAUUGCAACCUUCCUGUAAAAAUGAGAUCAAUUCUCAUGAAGUUGCACAAAAAUCACUGUUGCUUGGAUGAAGUGGGAACUGUUAAAGCUGUGUUUUUCAAUCCUGGUUCUGGGCUUCCUUACCCUGCAUGUCUUGUUUCCCUGCACUCCUGAUUCAAAUGAAUGGAUCAUUAUAAGGCUCAGAAGAGCUUGAUGACAAGCUAAUUAUUUGAAUGAGGUGUGCUGGAAGGACAGGGGAGCCCCAGGACCGGGAUUAAAACAACACUGUUAAAAGAAUCAAUGACAUAAUUGAAGCUGUGUGACCUACAGAACUCUUAGGUUUUGUUCAGUCUCCUGGGCAUGUAGGCCAUUUGCACAGUCUCCAUGACAGCAUUGAGUUGUACAUUUAAUAAAGAAUUAAAUCAGGAGAGGGAGUGAUUCAAUGAUACUUUUUACUUGUUGCCAUGGUGAUAUUGUUUGUGUCUUGCUUGUAUAUUAAAAAAGGCUUACAAAUAAAAUCUUGGUGAAUGGGAAUGCG